Messenger RNA from Torulaspora globosa, 1710 nucleotides. RefSeq names its product chaperonin-containing T-complex subunit CCT8 (gene CCT8). Gene Ontology annotation, biological process: protein folding. NCBI's taxonomy places the organism in Eukaryota, Fungi, Ascomycota, Saccharomycetes, Saccharomycetales, Saccharomycetaceae. The record is from RefSeq and is a predicted model, not a curated record. The transcript has a single exon. Gene Ontology annotation, cellular component: chaperonin-containing T-complex. Bases 1 to 1710 code for a protein of 569 amino acids. Gene Ontology annotation, molecular function: ATP hydrolysis activity; ATP-dependent protein folding chaperone; ATP binding.
AUGUCAUUGAAACUACCUCAAAACCCCAACAGUGGUCUGUUCAAGCAGGGGUACAAUAGUUACUCCAAUGCCGACGGGCAAAUCAACAAGUCGAUCAAUGCAAUUCGUGAGAUACAUCAGAUGUGUCUCACUUCAAUGGGUCCAUGUGGUCGGAACAAGGUAAUUGUGAAUCAUUUGGGGAAAGUUAUUGUUACCAACGAUGCGGCCACGAUGCUUCGAGAACUGGAUAUCGUCCAUCCUGCUGUGAAAGUUCUGGUGAUGGCCACGGAACAACAGAAGAUUGACAUGGGUGAUAACACCAAUUUGGUGAUGAUUCUAGCAGGCGAGCUUCUAAUGGUGUGCGAAAAGCUAAUUGCCUUAGGCCUUUCAGCUGUUGAGAUCAUUCAAGGUUUCAACAUGGCCAAGAACUUCACGCUACAGGAGUUGGAUAAGCUAGUCAUCGGGGAGAUCACUGAGAAGACAGAUAAAGAUGAAUUGAUUAAAGUAAUCAAACCAGUGAUCUCAUCUAAAAAAUACGGAAGCGAGGAUCUGUUGAGCAAGCUGGUUGCUGAAGCGGUGUCGCAUGUGUUGCCCCGGUCUGAAUCCAGCUCGCCAUACUUCAACGUCGAUUCCAUCAGAGUAGUCAAAAUAAUGGGUGGCUCUUUGUCCAACUCUACUGUUAUCAAAGGCAUGGUGUUUAACCGUGAGCCAGAGGGUCAUGUCAAAUCACUUCCAGAGGGCGUAAAGCAUAAGGUUGCGGUCUUUACCUGUCCGAUCGAUAUUGCCAACACAGAGACCAAGGGAACUGUCCUUUUGCAUAACGCACAAGAAAUGCUUGACUUCUCCAAAGGUGAGGAGGAGCAGAUCGAUGGGAUGAUGAAGGAAAUCGCCGACAUGGGCAUUACCUGCGUUAUAGCGGGCGCCGGAGUCGGUGAGCUAGCAUUGCACUAUCUGAACAGAUACAAGAUUUUAGUGCUCAAGGUUCCAAGCAAGUUUGAACUAAGAAGAAUUUGCAGAGUUUGCGGAGCAACUCCUCUGCCAAGACUAGGUGCUCCAACCCCUGAAGAAAUCGGUAUUGUGGAGACAGUGAAGACGACAGAAAUAGGAGGUGAUAGAGUAACUGUUUUCAAGCAGGAGUUAGAUGAGAUUACGAGAACGGCUACCAUCGUCCUGAGAGGUGCCACUCAAAAUAACUUGGAUGAUAUCGAAAGAGCAAUCGAUGAUGGUGUCGCAGCCAUCAAGGGACUGAUGAAACCAGCAGGUGGUAAAUUGCUUCCUGGGGCCGGUGCUACGGAGAUCGAGCUCGUCUCAAGAAUCACAAACUAUGGGGAGAGAACACCGGGUCUACUGCAGCUAGCCAUCAAGCAAUUUGCACUAGCUUUUGAGGUCGUGCCACGUACGUUGGCCGAAACUGCGGGCCUAGACGUCAAUGAUGUUCUCCCAAAUUUAUACGCUGCUCACACAAUCAUCAGCGGCGAAGAAGAGCUGCAAAACGAUGACGGCCUAUAUAAAGGCAUUGACAUUCAAAACGAAACAUCGCAAGGUGUGAAGGACAUUAGGGAAGAAGGAAUUUACGAUAUGCUCGCGCCAAAGAAAUUCGCCAUCAAUGUCGCUACAGAGGCCGCCACAACAAUUUUGUCGAUCGACCAGAUUAUCAUGGCUAAGAGGGCUGGUGGCCCCACACCUCCCCCACAAGGUCCAAGGCCAGGCAACUGGGAUCACGACGAUUAA